AUUCCUCGUCACUUGUGGCUAUAUCGAGCUGCCUUUUGUACCUUCGACAAUACUCGGACCGCAAUUUGCACACGCGCGCCUUCGCAGCGCAAUUCAUUCUCUACUCGAAAUGUGGUCUACGUGAUAUAUAAUUGCUGGCUGCCGAUAUGGCGCGCGUGCUCGUCGGAGUGCCAUUUCUUCUGCUUUUGCUUGGAGUGUGCUCCGCGCAAACCAACAUCACUGCCAAUGGCACAAAGACGAAUAACACAAUGACAAGCCCGGGCACAACGACUGGCACAUCGGGCAGCACCACAACCAGCGGCACGUCGACUUCCGGGGUCGCCAUAAACGGCCCCACCACCGGCGUGCCAGGGAACAACUCGAUCUAUGAUUGCAAGUCAACGGAACCUCCGCUCGUCAACCUUGGCAACCUGACGAGAGGCUUCACGGUCGUGAACACGGAUUUCCGCAACUGCAACGGCGGCACUGCGGUCAUCCUCAGCUCCGAACUGUCAUCUGGGCUGCAAGUCACGUUCAUAAACUGCCGCUUUUACAACCUGGUCAACCCGGUCGUGCCACCGGACACAGAGUAUGAAAAGAUGAUGGGCGGCGCGCUGCGCGUGCUGGGCUCAGUGGAGCUGCGGCUCGUGAACUGCAGCUUCUACAACAACCAGGCCGUGUGGGCGGCAGCGAUCUACGCACGGACCGGCAACCCCGGCCCCAGCGGCUCGCUGACGCUGCAAAGCACCACUUUCUACAACAAUAAGGGGCAGGGCGCGGUGCUGGUGGACGACGGCGCCGUGGGCAGCUGGUCCGACGUGGUGUUCCGGGAGAACUUCGGCGGCUCGGCGCUGCACGUGCGCGCAAUGCGAGUGUCGGGCAGCACGGCCGCGGGCAUCACCAAUACGACCUUCGUAAACAACACUGCCACUGACGGCAACACGUUCGGCUCCGAGUCGGACCUGGGUCGCUGCGGCGCAGGCAUGUACGUGGAGAGCGUAGCCUCCGCGCUCACCUUUGACAACCUCAACUUCACCAGCAACACCGCGCUCAAGUGCGGCGGCGCCAUUGCGGUGACCAACGUGGACGACCUGGUCCUUGUCAACAGCGUCUUCAGCAGCAACAGAGCCAACGUGACCGGCGGGGCCAUCUGGGCGGAGAGCUCAACCGUCACCGCGAAUGUUGUCACGUUCACAGGCAACUCGGCGCAGCAGGGCGGCGCCGUCACCGGGGGCAUCUCCACUGUGCUGCGGGUGAACCAGGCCGUGCUCCGGGAGAACAGCGCCGACCGCUUCGGCGGCGCCAUCAGCGCCUACAGCGGCGCCUCGCUGUACGUGGACACCAGCCGCUUCAUCCGCAACAGCGCGCAGUACGCGGGCGCGGUGGAGUGCUGGUCGUGUCCCAAGGUCGUCAUCAACAGCUGCACCUUCCAGUCCAACUCCGCCCGCCAGUCCGCCGGCGCGCUGUCGCUGUACGGCGCCACCUCAGCCCUGACCCUGGCCGCCAACACCUUCGUCAACAACACCGCCGCCACCCGGGCGUCCGUCACCACCAAGCACUGCUUCCGCGACGGCAACGGCCAGGGCGGCGCGCUUUGCGUGUCGCUGCAGGCCAACGUGGACCUGGUGAACAACACCUUUGUCAACAACCGGGCCACUUCCGGCGGCGCGAUCUACGCCUCCCGGCAGUGUGAAGUGCUGGUGGACGACGACACGUGCCAGAGCUCCUCCGUACGGCUGUUCGCCUCCAACGACUUCGCAACCAACCGAGCGGUUGGCGGCGGCGGCGCCGCCGUCUAUGCCGUUGACAUUGACACGCUGUCCCUUGCAUGCCCGGGCUCAACCGCCGCCAACUUGACGGUAGGCGGCGACAUCCCUGAAACGUACGACAACACCGGCUGCGCGGGCUGGUCGGGCAACAACACGGUUGAGCAGGGCGGUUACGGAGCUGCGAUGGCGACGGGGUUUGCGGGGCUGCGGACUGGAGACACCACCAACACAACCGCGCUGCAGCAGUUCACAAGCAACGACCUGCUGCCGGUCACCUUUGAGAUGUACGACGCCUUCAGCGCCACAAUCCGGAGCGGCAGCUACGACGCCAACGGCACAACCGUCACGGUGGUUGUCAACAACGCCAGCGACGCCUUGAGCGGCACCAGCACCAACACCACGGCCCUGGGCCUGGCGUCCUUCUCCGCGCUGCGCCUGCGCGCCGCGCCCGGCCCCUACAACCUGACCGCCACGGGUCUGCCCAGCAGCGCCACCGACGCCAGCGACUAUGAGCCGGCCCGGGUGGUCGUCACGAUCCGCGCCUGCUCCCUGGGUGAGGUGAUUGACAGCGGUGGCACCGCCUGCCGCGUGUGCAAGGGCACCGUGUACUACAGCUUCCGGCCCUCCAACGCCGAGUGCGACAUCUGCCCCAGCAACGCCUACUGCCUCAACGGCGUGGACACGUCGGCAUCCUCCUCCGACACCACCACCAACUCCACCACCGACUCCUCGACCAGCAGUAGUAGCAUCAGCAACAGCAGUAGCAGCAGCAACGAUACCGCCACCACUACCAGCAGCAGCAACAGCAGCAGCAGCAACAGCAGCGGUAGCAGGCGGCGUCGCCAGCUGAGCAGCACGGACCAGAAGUACACGGGCAAGGGCAACGGCUACUUGGUGCCGAUGGAGGGCUACUGGCACAGCUCGCCUUUCUCGCCGCAGAUGAGCAAGUGCCCCACCUUCUCCGCCUGCGACUACACCGACCGCGCCGCCGCCAUCGGCGCCUUCCAGACAACGCAGCUGUCGGCGCGCGACGCCAACCUGCCCGUGCCCUCCGACAGCGCCAUCGCCAACAUCAGCUACUACUGGUCGCUGCAGUGCUCCGCGGGCUACAUCGGCACGCUGUGCGCGCAGUGCGACACGCCAGGCUACGGCCUGCGCAGCAGCGGGCUUUGCACCAAGUGCCCCCCACAGGGCCUGAACACGCUCUACUACUGCCUCAGCUACCUGCUCACCAUUGGGCUGCUGGUGUGGACCAUCCGCUCCACACUCACCCGCUCGCUGGGCGAAGCGCGCGCCGCCCUCAAGGUGCAGCGCCGCACUCGCAGCCUGCGCCGCCAGGCCAGCGCGGACGCGGAGGACCUACACCAUGACGGGGGCGAUGAUGGCGAGGGGGCAGAGGAGGGCGAGGAGGAGGAGGUCCGUGCGGGCGGGCGGCCGGUGGCGGAGGGCGGCGUCUGCAGUACGCGUUCAGGGGGCGGCAGCGGGCACAGCAGCAGGCGCAGCGGGCACAACAGCAGUCGCGGCGGGCAGGGCGUGCUGGAGCGCGCAGCGGCGCAGGCGGCGGCGCAGCUCGAGUCGGGGGCGGCGCGGGGCGAGGAUGACGGCGGCAGCGGCGGGGACGACGGCCGGCGGGACGACGACGUGCGCGGCGUGCCCAAGCGAGAGGGCUCGGUGGCGGGGAUGCUGCCGCCGGCGGCGCUGCCGGGCCGGUCGCGUGUGCCGCGCUCCGUGCGCGCGCGGGAAAGCCGGCUGGGCGGGGGCUCAGCUGCUGCGCCUGUUGGGGGUGGGGCGGUAGCUGUGGCCGGGGCGGGGGCAGGGACGGGGCCCGGCGUUCUGCCUGACAGUGGCGUGUCAGAGGACCCCACGUCAGGCUCGGACGGCGAGGGCGCGUCGGGCCAUGGCGUACAGUCGCGGCACCGGCUCUCGCGCAUGUCGCGCGGCGAGGGCGGCGGCGCCGCCGCCGCCGCCGCCGCCGCAGGCACAUCUGGGCGCAGUGCCGGCACCGCGCCCUUUGGCGGCCCCAUCGCCGAAGGCGUGGAGGCCGGCGACGGCGACGGCGCCGCGCCGCCCAGCAGCGGCAACGGUGAGCUGUGGGGGCUGCGGAAGCGCGUGCCAAAGGACAACCGCGGCGGAUGGCGGCGUGUGGACACGGAUGCGGUGGUGGUCAGCUCCGGCGACUGGGCCGACAGGCAGCGCGGCGACGCGGACGAGGACGAUGAGGAGGAUGACGAGGACUGGGAGCUGGACGAAGCCAAGGGCCGCUCAGGCGGCUCCCGCACCGCCAAGGACGCCAAGGGAGGCGGCGCUGGUGCCGGCGGCGAAGGGGCGGACGGCAAGGCCGGGACGGGGCACGCUGCUGGCGGCCUAGGGGACAUGAUGGGGGCGGGCGCGGACAGGAUGCGCUGGGCGGCGGCGGCGCUGCGGCGGCGGCAGCGGCGGCUCAAGGCGCGGCUCAAGGCGGACGAGUCGCAGCGUGAGGAGAAGCCGCCUCACACCAUUGUGCUCAAGAUCCUGGUCAACUACCUGCAGGUGACCACUGUGGCUCGGGACCUGGACCUGGAGUACCCGGCCCUGGUGGAGCGCAUCUUCAACAUAGGCUCGCAGGCCUCCUCCGCGGUGUCCACGUUCGUGUCUCUGGACUGCUCCCUGCCCGACAACGGACUGUCCAAAGCCAUUCAGCGCACCCUUAUAAAUGUCUGCCUGCCCGGCAUCUUCGUACUGCUGUCCGUGCCGAUGUGGAUGCUGCUGUUCCUCUUCGCGGCGCGCAGCGGCCGCAAGACCGCAGCCGCGACCGACCCUGCCGCCGCCGCCGGCCCGCCGGCCGAGAGCAAGGACGGCCCACUGCUCAACGGCACCGCCCCCAGCCACUUGCCCAAGGGGCACGAUAGCCACACUGACGACGGCGGCGACGACCUCGCUUCUGCGAAAGAAGCCGCGAAAGCCGAGUCUGCCGCCGCCGCCUCAUCCAAGCUUGGGACGUCCACGGCGGCGGCGGUCUCUGACAAGGACGGCGGCGGCGACGGGCUGCACGGCGGCCCGGUGCGCUUCCGGCCCUACUUCGCCACACGUAUGGCGGUGACUCUCAUCGCCGUCAUUUUCUACUUCUACCCCAGCGUCACGGACGAGAUUUUAUCGGUGCUGCAGUGCAAGGAGGUGGACGCCGGCACAGGCGCGUACGCCGAGUACAGCCGAGCGAUGGGUGAGCUCGACUACGACCAGCGGGCGGGAAUCCGGGAAUUAGGCGUGCUGGGCAUGUACUGGGAGCAGGACUACGGGCUGCGCUGCUUCCGCGACAGCCACCUGGUACUGGCGCUGGUGGUGGCCAUCCCGGGCGUGGUGCUGUUCUGCGUGGGCGUGCCGGUGGCCUCCGCAGCCUUCCUGCGCCGCAACGCGCUGCGGGGGCGGCUCAACGAGCGCAAGUUCAGCGACCGAUACGGGUUCCUGUACGAGGACUACCGGCGCAGCUACUACUACUGGGAGAGCGUCAUCAUGCUCCGCAAGCUGUGUGCGGUGGGGCUGCUCAUCCUGACCAGCAGCCAGGAUGACAUCAUACAGGUGCUGUCGGUGCUAGGCGUGGUGGUGGCGGCGCUGACGGCUCAGGUGAUGUGCAAGCCGUACGUGUACGAGCGCUUCAACAAGCUGGAGCGCGCCAGCCUGGUCGCCACGUCGCUCAUCCUCUACCUCUGCUGCUUCUUCCUGGUUACCAACCUGUCCGAUACGGCACGCGAGGUGCUGUCUGUGAUCAUCGCCAUCAUCAACGUGGGCAUGCUGGUGUGGUUUGGCUACUGCCUGGCGGUGGAGGCGUGGAGGUACGCCGUGAGGGUGCUGGACGCGGACGGAGACGGCAAGGUCACCAAGGGAGAGGUGCGCAUGUUCCUGGCGCAGACGCUGGGCGCGCCGCUGGCCAAGCUGGUCAGCUGGCUGGCGCACCCCACGGCCAAGAAGCUCACCAAAGCCCAGACCGCCAAGCGGAGCAGCGGGGCUGUAGCAGGGACAGGGGCAGAGACAGGAGCCGCAGCAGGAGCAGGGGCAGGGCCAGGAGGGGCCGCGGAGUCAGGCGCUGCAGACGGCGCUGUGGCGGGCGGCCCCGGGGUGUCUGCGCCGGCUUCGCCGCUGCGGCAGGCCCUGCUGCCGCCGUCGCACCCGCCGCACCCGCCACGUGGCGGCGGCAUCCACGGCUCCGGGGCGCCAGUCAGCGAGAGCUUGGUGGCGGCGUUUGAAGCGGAGGACUGCGAUGACGCUGGCCCGAGGACCGCAGCGGCGGCGGCGGGGCUGCCUCCUCGGGGGCCGGCAACCGCUGCGCCGCCGCCUGCCAGGCACUUUAGCGGCAGCAAGGGAAGCAGCAGCCGCGUCAGCGGCGACGGGCGGGGCGGCGGCGCGGCAGCGUCAGUGGCGCCGGUUGUGCCCAUGUCGCCGCCAGGGGCUCUGCCCGGCUCGCCGCUUGCGUCUGCCAGCAGUGGCAGCAGCAGUGAGGGCCUGCAGCGGGCUCGGCUCAGCGGCAGCGGCAACAGCAGUGGCACAAUGGAUGGACUGCCGGGCGGGCCCCGCAGUGGCGCCAGCCUGGGUUAGAGUGGUGCUGCAGCUAAGGCUGGUUCUUUAUAUCCGCCGCGCACGACACAGUUGUGUCGCGGUAAGCGGCGUCCGCCGUCUGCACGCGCUGCAAGCAAGCAUGAUUCUGGGCUAUACUUGCUGGUCUGGGUUGACUGGGAUUAACCAACAUGCAUGCAUGGAUGGGAAGGAGGUAGGAGCCAGAAUCGGGUUUGGGCGGAAGGGUGUCAAUUGGCAGCAGCUACGAGCUGCUGCUGCUACGACAAUAAAGCGAUGCUCCCAUGCAUCAGCACGGUGCAAUGUGAUGUUGCCUUUUGGCUUCGCACGGAGCGGUGUGCGAUGGCUAGUGCACGACCGAUAGUGUGCGACGCUGAAACGUGCGUUGCGCGUGUGCCUUAUCAUCAUGAACCCCGGCAUUUCCCCUUCACUGCAUAUCGCAUGACAUGCGGAUGUUUCACUUGUAUGUGAUACACAUAUUCUUUGUAUUGGGCUCGUAAUUGGUUGGUGAUAGCUCCCACCAUUGCAUAGUCGGUGUAUUUGAUGCAAGCGGCUAUGUUGAUGCCUUGUCUGUAUGCACCCCUGAUGCGGUGUGGGCCAGUAUAAGGCCAUGACAUAUUGCUUUGGGACUUAAAUGUUGCGCAGCAGCGAAGUGCACGCCCGCCGCCCGCGGUCAUUAGAGCACCGGCGCAUUGGACCACGGUAUUGGACCUCGGCUCCUUUAUCAACAACUUAGUGUCGU
Chlamydomonas reinhardtii is the source of this 7035-nucleotide messenger RNA. RefSeq lists its product as uncharacterized. The record is from RefSeq and is a predicted model, not a curated record. Gene Ontology annotation, molecular function: calcium ion binding. Bases 249 to 6317 code for a protein of 2022 amino acids. The transcript has 25 exons. NCBI's taxonomy places the organism in Eukaryota, Viridiplantae, Chlorophyta, Chlorophyceae, Chlamydomonadales, Chlamydomonadaceae.